CAACCACAUGCAAGACACAUCUAGAAUAAUACGAGGCGAUUUUGUGAAUAUUGUUUGGUUUCAGAAGAAAUAAUUAGAAGAAUCUACAUUAGUUUAAACUACAUCGUGUUAUAUUAGUUCAGCAGUUCACACUUAUCCAACAUUCAUAAUGUCCAAGAUAUUUACGCCAACGAAUCAAAUUCGACUUACAAAUGUGGCCAUUGUGAGGAUGAAAAAGGGAGGAAAACGUUUUGAAAUUGCGUGUUACAAGAAUAAGGUUUUGUCUUGGAGGAAUAAAGUGGAGAAGGAUAUUGAUGAAGUUUUACAGACUCAUUCCGUUUUCACAAACGUUUCGAAGGGACAAGUCGCCAAAAAGGAGGAUUUGGUUGCAGCUUUUGGAAAGGAUGAUCAGACAGAAAUCUGUAAACUUAUUUUGGAUAAGGGUGAGCUUCAAGUGUCCGGAAAGGAGAGGCAGGAACAGUUGGAUGCUUCAGUGAAAGAUGUUGCUAAUACGAUUGCAGGGCUCUGUGUUAACCCUGAAACGAAGCGGCCAUAUCCUAUCUCAAUUAUCGAGAAGGGCUUGAAAGAUAUUCACUUCUCAGUCAAGCCAAACCGAAGCGCGAAGCAAUUGGCCUUGGAAGCAAUUCCGCAGCUUAAGACGUCUCUUCCCAUUGAGAGGGCGCAGAUGAGGUUGAAGAUAACUGUGUCAGGACACUCGUGUAAAAGCAUUGCGGAGAAAGUGGGGAACAUGGGGACUGUCGAGGAUAAGGAGUUUAUGGGAAAUGGGUUAACAAUGACUGUUUUGAUCGAUCCUGGCUAUUACAGACAAUUAGAUGAGAUAAUGCAGGCUGAAACAAAGGGACAAGGAAGAUUAGAAGUGCUGUCUCUGAAAGAAGUUAACGACAGCGAGGAAGCUAUCGAAUAAUUAAUGAAUAAGCACCAUCUAAUAAUAAUCAAUAAUAAGUAAUAAUUAAUUGAAUAAGCACCACCACAAAUUAUAACAAAGCAAAACUUUUAUUGUUCAAAUCAGUCUGUUUUUUGUACAUAAAAAUGUUUACUUUCACUUACAA
Molecule: messenger RNA, 1049 nt
Organism: Folsomia candida
Lineage: Eukaryota; Metazoa; Arthropoda; Collembola; Entomobryomorpha; Isotomidae
Gene: Sbds
Product: ribosome maturation protein SBDS
Exons: 4
Coding region: 149-904 (251 amino acids)
Biological process (GO): cytosolic ribosome assembly; ribosome biogenesis
Source: RefSeq, a predicted model, not a curated record